AUGCUGCGUGUUGAAGUUCGAGGUCUUCUGCACGAUUGGUUUGACGUGGGUGAAAUGGGUGACUUCAUCCGCUCGCCCGAAUUUGCUGGAACUCUGCGCGAAAACGUGGCGCGCUAUUUCAGCGUACCCUUCGAGAGACAGGCAAUAUACGACGAAGAUGGGCUCUUAACGAGUACUGCCGACUUUAGCCGAGCUCUUCAGAAACUGUACCCCAAGCUCUUCAUCUACGACUUGGACGAGAUGGGUCCGGAGCUGCGCGCACGAGCGGUUGACGAGCUCCGUCAAAUCGAUGCAGACGUGGAGCAGUCCUGGAAGCAAUUCGGCACCAAGCAGCCGAUGCGCACCAGGCAAACGUGGCAAGACGUUGCAGGGCCUUCUUCAGCGACGGUCAAGCCGCAGGAUGUCGCGACUGUCGUGUACGCUCUCAAUGGUGAUGGGAUCCCAAAGCAGGCUCUGAGUCCCGAAAUCAGGGAGCUGUCUGGUGCAUCGAGCACGACGCAGACACUGCAGCCAAGAGUCAUCUCGAGGGGUCAAGCGGACGUGCAAGCAUGCACUCCUACGAGGAGUGCCGAGCACAUCGUCCCCGUGCGAAGCACCUCUCGCAGGAUCAUUGCCUCGCAUGUUGCCGUGCCCCCGGCGGCUGCUGCGGCCAGGAUGCUGGAGCAAGCUGAGCUAUGCAGCAUCUCUCCGAGGAUACUGACAGCAACCCCCUCAACUUCGCUGCCGCAGAGGACCAACGGGGUCACGAGCUCCCCAAGGCUAGCGCCGGUGCAACAAAGCCCUUUGAGGCCAGUGGAGCUCCACGCCUACACACCCAGGACACAGCCAGCGUUGUCUGCAACCCCAAUAUCAGUGCCGACCGCACUGACACCCAGGGGCAUUUCCCCUCGGAUGCAGUGCAGGAGUGUAUCUCCGUGCAUUUUGCCAGACAGGCCGAGCUUCUCGGCAACAGCGUUGCCCCAGGGAUGCAGCGGCCCCGGCCCUUCUCCACAAAUUCAUGCGGCUUGGCUUGACCAGCUGACUCCGCGAAGGUCCCUGACGCCGAUGCCUGCGCAACUGCCGCAGGCCUGCAAGCAAGGCGGACUGCCUCCGCCUCCAGGGAUUUCAUUUACCUUGAAACCGGAGUUGCCGCGGCUGCAGCUACAGCCCAUGAGCCUCAUGAGCUCUGUGAGCACGCCGCAGCUGCUUCCCGUUUCGCCCAGGGUUCCAGGGCUUUGUCCAGGGCUUGGCCCAAGCUAA
Messenger RNA from Symbiodinium sp. CCMP2456, 1239 nucleotides. NCBI's taxonomy places the organism in Eukaryota, Dinophyceae, Suessiales, Symbiodiniaceae. The record is from the annotation of a GenBank genome assembly.